CAACAACUACCAUUAUCCUCCUUUCUUCCUCCCCUUCUGAUUUCUCGGUUGGUAUUUCUUACCUACAUCACCUCUUUGUUUCCGCCCGAGUCAUCAUUGCUUUCUUCUCAUAUUUACCAAUCACCGGUACUCACCUUUACGCUGUAUGCGCCGCGUCGGCAGAUUAUCUAGUCGCAUUCUAAGCCCGGUGCUUGCACCGUGAAUUUCCCCUUCCCCUGCGUAGACAAACCCAACCAGUUCCCCUUUUGCUUUACAAAUUCGAUCUUUCAAACCUCGUCCUUCCUUCCAUCUGGCCGGCUCAGUCGGCCAUUGAACCAGUCGUAAUGGCUCAGUCGACCGAUCACCUCGUCGAUCAGAUCGCCCAGCUCAACGCCGCCCGAAACCUCGUCCUUGGCGAUGCUGCCUUCUACCCACAGAUCGUGAACGGUGUUCUUCCGUUAAUUGGCGCAAGUACACGCCUGGAGUUGCGACGAUGGGGAUCGGAGUUCCUGGCCGAGACGUUUGCCAUUGGCCCGAACGUGCUGCAGACAUUACGAGAGAUAUUGGAAUUGCCGGAAAAGGAUCCCAUGGUUUUGAAACAUAUAGUGCAGAAUGCGGCCAGUUUGUAUCCGCUGGUGUUUAGGCAUAUGUAGGUGGCUGAUGCUUGCUCUGUUUCGCCCCCCUCCUCGGGAGAGCUCUCGUAGAUUGCUGCAUGGUGCUGCAAUGUGAUUUAGAGCACCCAUUGGGCUUCGCAG
Molecule: messenger RNA, 734 nt
Organism: Aspergillus eucalypticola CBS 122712
Lineage: Eukaryota; Fungi; Ascomycota; Eurotiomycetes; Eurotiales; Aspergillaceae
Exons: 2
Coding region: 324-632 (102 amino acids)
Source: RefSeq, a predicted model, not a curated record